UGGAAACAUAGACAAAGCAAUGUGCGGACCCUGGUAACCGAGUGGCGUGUGUGAGUGUUGCAAGUGUGACUGUGAUCGUGUGUGUUGCUUUUUCAUCCCGCGAAAUCGCGUGUAUAUUUUGUCCGCUCCUAAUUGGAACGUGUGACUGGCUACGCGAGAAUGUGCAAGCAAAUAAUGAUCGUAAGUGCCCGUUUUUCCUCGUAACUUCAAAGUACGCCUUUGCCGCAUUUCGUUACACAAGUCAGCUGAGCGAGGAGACAACAACGACGUGUUUUUGUUUUUCUCCUCCUCGAGUCACGUCGCACACGGGAGACGCACAACAAGGGGAGGGGGAGAGUUUCGAGUGAUGGAGCAGUUCAGGUACGCUGUGGGGAGUUUCGUGCGCAGUGUUUACGAUUCCAUCGUAGGUAUCGGUGUCGUCGUAACCCUGCAAGCCGAGCAAAACAAGAGCGCAGCGCGGAAAUCCGCUAAUGCGCAGUCCACGACGACGCUAGCUCUACGUAGGGCCGCGGUCCUGCAGGCUAGUCCAUCCUCGGGAGCUUCUUUGUCAUCAGCUGAACUUCAGCUGCAAAAUGUGCCUGCUACACCCCCGUCGACCGCGAAACGGAGGGGCGAAGAGCCGCUGCAAAUAUACCGCAUAUUUCAGUGCUGUUGUCUGAACGGCGGCGUCUUCAUGUGCAGCGUGCUCGUCUUCUACAAGUUUCUGCUCCCGACCGUUCUGUCUCUCAUAGUCUCUCUCUUCGGCGACACCGAGAAGUUAUCGGCGAACACCAUUUGGAGCUGGUUGCAUCCCCUGCUCGUGUGCACCUUCCAAGCCCUCUGGGUGCUGCCGCUCUUCCUGAUGAGCAAAGUAGUGAACUGCCUCUGGUUCCAGGACAUUGCGGACAUUGCGUUCCGCUACACCACCGGCGGUCGCCAGCGGUUCCUGCCCAGCGUGAGCCGCAUCUUGUCGGACAUUUUGUUCAGCGUUCUCGUUCAGACGCUGUUCCUCAUCCAGUCGCUGAUCGUGGGCGCCCUGCCGGUCGGGAGGGUGAGCGAGCUCGUCAGCCUGGUGCACCUGAGCAUGCUGAACUCGCUCUACGCCUUCGAGUACGUCUGCUUCAGCCGCGGCUGGGAACUGCACCGAAGGCUCUCGUUCAUCGAGGAGAACUGGCCGUACUUUGUCGGGUUCAGACUCCCGCUAGCGGUCAUCACGUCCUGGUCCGAGUCCUACCUCCUGAGCGGCUCAUUCUUCUCGGUACUGUUCCCGCUCUUCAUCCCGAGCGCUUCCGGGGUGACGCCCGCCACUGGAACCACUAGGUAUCCUCUCAAGCUCUUUUCUCCGUCCAUAUGGGUGGCUAAUGCCAUUUUUCAUCGGCUGACCGCAAACUGCACUGCCAAACCGCUUGUUUGACCUGCAGUUCCGCAGCAAAAG
Molecule: messenger RNA, 1414 nt
Organism: Rhipicephalus microplus (southern cattle tick)
Lineage: Eukaryota; Metazoa; Arthropoda; Arachnida; Ixodida; Ixodidae
Product: etoposide-induced protein 2.4
Biological process (GO): macroautophagy
Cellular component (GO): endoplasmic reticulum
Source: RefSeq, a predicted model, not a curated record